GUGUUGGGGGAUAUCUGGAAGCCAAUGGUACUUGAAGCAUUGCAUUGGUACUCUUAAUCUCUCUACAAUCCCCGCUGUCUCGCCGGCAUCUAUCUCGAGUCCGACUCCAGAUUCCAUAUCAGCAUGGCUGCUGCUAGCGACAAGCACGAUGCGCCUCUGGCAAAGAGGCAGAAGCGCACAUCUCAACUUGCCAAGGGGCAAGCGCGAGGCUCAAAGAUUUUCGCUCCUUUCCGUACAUUAGGAUUAGUGUCACCCACACCGGUCCCUUUCACUUCGGUACGCCUGGGCAAAUCGACCUUCCAGAUUACCACCUCAGUUGGGCAUUCCCUGCAGACUUAUGAUUUGCGCCGAGGCCUGAACCUAAUCUUCCUGAGUCGGCCGCAAACCCCCGAGAUUAUCACCGCAACUUGCGCAUGGCAGGAUAAGGUAUUCGCGUCAUGGGGCCAUCUCCGGCCACGGUCUCCGGGUGGUGUUUGGGUUUUCAAGCGUGGCAAGAAGGUCGCAGCUCUUGAUAGUCCCUCGGACCUGACGGGUCCCAUCGAGCGAUUGGUCGUGUUCGGUUCGUGGGUCGUUGGUUGCUGGGCUGGUGGUGUUGAAGUGUGGAAGACGGGAACAUAUGAGCACUAUGCUAGUCUGCGUGCGCAGCCUGUUCAGGGCUCUGAUCAGAUCUACACCGGGGUCAUGUGCAACAUGCCCACUUAUCUGAACAAGGUCUUCGUGGGCCGGACCGAUGGAGCGGUCGAUAUUUGGAACCUCCGCAGCGGAAAGCUCCUUUUCACUCUGCCUGCUCUGUCUGCAGAGGCUGGACCUGUGACUGCCAUUAGCUCUACCCCCGCUCUAUCUCUUGUUGCCAUUGCGUACAAGAGCGGCGCAUUGUCGAUUCAAAAUGUCAACUCUGGCCAGACAGUUUUGGCUCUGCGAGCUGCUUCGUCUCAGGGUCUUCCCGUGACCUCUAUUACGUUCCGAAGCGACGGUCUUGGUGCUGGUCCCGAUGGCCGUAUCCCAGGUGUCAUGGCCACCGCGUCGAGCGGUAGUGGCGAUAUCACACUCUGGGAUCUGAACGAGGGAGGCCGUGUUGCCGGCAUUCUCCGCAGUGCCCACAAGGUUUCAAGCGGUGAGAAGUCCAUGGGUGCCAACAAUGUCGAGUUCCUGGAUGGUCAGCCUGUGCUGGUGUCCUCGGGUGAUGACAAUGCGUUGAAGACUUGGAUCUUCGAUGCAACCCCCUUCUCGCCUAUCCCCAGACCUCUUCACGCAAGAAACGGCCAUUCCGCUGCUGUCAGUGCCAUUGACUUCCUGCCAGCCUCUUCGGACGGAUCCGAUUCCGGCGGCAAGUGGCUUAUGAGUGCUAGCAAGGACUGCAGUCUCUGGGGUCUAAGUCUACGCAAGGAUAGCCAGCAUACUGAAAUCUCCCAGGGCAAUGUGGAAAGCAAAGCCAAGAAGGCAGGCCAGAGUAACUCGAGUAAAUCGCCAGUGGAUGACCUCAAAGCUCCCGAGAUUACUUGUAUCGCUUGCAGUCUGAACCGUGAUGGUGGUAUGGGUAUCACCACAUCUGGUCCUAUUUGGUCAAACCCCAAGGCUACAAAUGCCGAUGCUUCCAAUGCAACCGGCUGGGAAAGUGUGGUCACCGGUCAUCGGGGCGACAAAUACGCACGUACCUGGUUCUGGGGUAAGAAGAAGGCAGGUCGCUGGGCCUUUGCGACUAGCGAUGGAACGGAAGUCAAGAGCGUGGCAAUCUCGCAAUGUGGAACUUUCGCUGUCAUUGGUUCAGCCGGAGGCGCUAUUGACAUGUAUAACAUGCAAUCUGGACAACACAGACAGAGCUUCCCAGCCCGUCUACCAAAGUCUCGCGUGAGCAAGCUCAACAUUUCGCCCUCGACAAAGCACACCAAAGCUGUCAGCGGAUUGAUGAUUGAUAGUCUGAACCGGACCGUCGUCAGCUGUGGAUUGGACGGCAAAGUAAAGUUCUGGGACCUUCUUUCUGGAUCAUUCAUUGACGAGCUUGAUUGGCACCCAAUGGCUGCCAUUACUGGACUUCGCUACAACAAGGCCAGUGAGUUGGUCGCCUUCAGCUGUGAUGACCUCUCAAUCCGCGUGAUCGACCUCGAGACUAGGAAGCUCGUUCGUGAAUUCUGGGGAUGUGUGGGUCAGAUCAAUGACUUCAUCUUCUCAAACGACGGACGCUGGGUCAUUGCGGCUUCUAUGGACUCGGUGGUCCGCGUUUGGGAUCUACCCACCGGACAUCUGAUCGAUAUCUUCCGGGUAACCAGCACAUGUGUCGCCCUGGCCAUGUCAUCCACAGGCGAAUUCCUUGCCACUGCACACGCUGGUGGCAUUGGUAUCAGCCUCUGGAGCAACCGCAGUCUUUUCAUGCCCAUCUCGACCAAGAACCUAGACGAGAGUGUUAUUGAGAACGUUGGCGUUCCGGCAACAUCAGGAGAAAGUGGUGCUGGUCUUAUUGAGGCCGCGUUUAUUGACAUCGCUGAAGAUGAUGAGGCCGAGGGCCCAGUUUUGGCGACUGAACAACUACAAAAUGAUAUGAUGACUCUCAGUCUGGUUCCUAAGAGCAGAUGGCAGUCAUUGAUCCAUCUGGAUACUAUCCGGGAACGCAACAAGCCCAAAGAAGCCCCCAAGGCACCCGAGAAGGCACCAUUCUUCCUCCCAUCCAUGCUCAGCUCCAGCGGACCCGAGCCGGCCGCCUCCAACAACGAAGCCGCCGAAGCCGGAUUCCUCGCACAGACCGCCGAGGCCGAACGUCUACGCAUCGCCAAGUUGCAAAACGGCGAUACCGGCCCCUCCUCCCAGACCAUCUUCACUCGGUCCUUGGAAGCCGGCCAUAAAUCCGGCAACUAUGAUUCCUUCAUCGACCACCUCAAAUCACUCCCUCCCGCCAAGGCCGAUCUCGAGAUCCGGUCGUUGGAUCCUCGCGUGCGCGCUGGACAUUCUGAAUUGUCCGACUUCGUCAUUGCUCUCACUAACCGCUUGAAGUCGAAGAGAGACUUCGAAAUGGUUAAUGCUUGGAUGGCGGUCUUCUUGAAGAUUCACUCUGAUACUGUGUCUCUCAGCUCUCAGAGAGAUGGGCCUGAGUACCGUCUGUUGCAGACGGCUUUGGCUUCCUGGGCUCAUGAGCAGGAGCAGGAAGGAAAGCGUUUGGCUGAGUUGGUGGGAUACUGUCGUGGUGUUGUUGGGUUCUUGCGGUCUGCUCGGUAAAAGAUUCAGAGUCAUUGAACGGGUUGUCUGGCGUAUGUAAAUGAGCUGUCUAAUUUGUUGCUUCGAAUCAAUACAUGCAUUCGUCUAUGCUUUUUCGGGAUAUAUGGAUAG
Penicillium canescens is the source of this 3318-nucleotide messenger RNA. RefSeq names its product rRNA-processing protein UTP21. Lineage: Eukaryota; Fungi; Ascomycota; Eurotiomycetes; Eurotiales; Aspergillaceae. The record is from RefSeq and is a predicted model, not a curated record. Gene Ontology annotation, cellular component: Pwp2p-containing subcomplex of 90S preribosome; small-subunit processome. Gene Ontology annotation, molecular function: protein binding. The transcript has 4 exons. The coding region runs from base 124 to 3207 and encodes 1027 amino acids. Gene Ontology annotation, biological process: rRNA processing.